Molecule: messenger RNA, 2001 nt
Organism: Exophiala viscosa
Lineage: Eukaryota; Fungi; Ascomycota; Eurotiomycetes; Chaetothyriales; Herpotrichiellaceae
Product: major facilitator superfamily domain-containing protein
Exons: 2
Coding region: 246-1985 (579 amino acids)
Biological process (GO): transmembrane transport
Molecular function (GO): transmembrane transporter activity
Source: RefSeq, a predicted model, not a curated record
UACCCAACUGCCCAAAACUGUCCACCGCCCUUUCCACGCGGCGGCGGAUGCACCUUUCCGCCAGAAUGAGCAUCAGAGGAGCCCCGCUCAUCGUCCAUCGUUCCUCCUAACCUUUUGACUCCUGGAAUUUGACAUUCUCUUAUUACUUCCCUUCUGGCGCCGGCCGUUUGUUGUCUUUCUUUCUUUGCUUCACCUCCCUUCCCGCCUUGCACGACACCUCGCCGUUUUCCUUCCCUUUGGCGACGAUGCCCGACCUCCUCACCAGAGUCUUCCUUCGGGACUCUGGUUCUAAAGACUCUGAAGACAAAUUCCCGGCCAGACAAUUGUUCAUCUUGGCACUAUGUCGUCUCUGCGAACCAAUCGCCUUCAUGUCGACAUUUCCUUACGCAUAUCGCAUGGUCGAGUCUUUCAACAUUACUCAAGACGAGACGCAAAUAUCAGUCUACGCCGGUAUGCUCAUUACCGCCUUCGCCUUUGCCGAGUUCUCGACAGGCACGCUGUGGGGCUCGAUCAGCGACCGCAUUGGACGUAAACCGGUCCUGAUCAUGGGUCUCUUUGGGACAGCCUUGAGCAUGAUCUCCUUCGGCUUUGCGCGUUCCUUGCCGACUGCCAUCAUGGCCAGGGCUUUGGGCGGUCUUUUAAAUGGUAACUCUGGAGUCCUUCAAACCACCGUCGCCGAACUGGUCACCAAAAAGGAGCACCAAGCAAAGGCAUAUGCCGUCAUGCCUUUUAUCUGGAGUGUGGGAUCUAUCAUUGGACCAGCUAUAGGGGGAGCACUGGCCGUGCCCUGCGGAUCGCAUCAAUCUUGGUGUACCAAAGGCAACCUAUUCGACACAUAUCCUUUCUUAUUGCCUAACCUCUGCUGUGUCCUGAUACUUUGUGCUGGCAUGAUAUUUGGUAUCAUGUUUCUAGAGGAAACACACUCAGAGAAGAAGCACCACCGCGAUCUCGGGCUGGAACUGGGAAGAAUCUUAUUGGGGAAGACCUCAGCAAGGGCGAAUGCCAACACAUUUAGUGCUUCAAACUUUAAGGAAACAUCGAAUUUCGCAGACAGCGCUCCGCCUCCGGGGUAUCGCAGCACCGAGAGCUCUCCGCUCCUUACGUCGACAUCCAUGGACGCCCUGGAUUCGGAUCUGGGCAUGUUGCAGGAGAAAGAGAAACUUGGGACGACCAGGAAAUACAGCAAGCAUGUGGUUCUGAUCAUUCUAGGCUAUGCAAUCCUCGCCUAUCAUAGCGUGUCCUUCGACGCCUUGAUGCCUACAUUCCUCAGUGAGGAUCGGAUGCAAACGCCUGCUAUCCUGCCUUUCAAGUUCUCCGGUGGUUUCGGCCUGUCCACGCAAGCGAUUGGAUAUAUGUUGGCUGUUCAAGGUGUAUACGCGAUGUUUGCACAAAUGUGGCUUUUCCCACUCGUCGUUCGACGUUUGGGGAAUCUCCGUGCCUAUCGCCUGGUGCUGACGAUUUGGCCCUUCCUUUAUCUGGCUGUUCCGUACCUUGUGCUCCUCCCAGAGCAUUUGCAAAAGACGGGCAUAUAUUUCUGUAUGAUGACGAAGAUGACCUUCCACGUCAUUUCCUUCCCUUCAAACGCAAUCUUGCUGGCCAAUGCGGUACCUUCGAGAUCGGUCCUUGGAAGCAUCAAUGGAUCUGCUGCAUCAGCCGCCUGCUUUGCACGGGCAUUCGGCCCAGUCGUGACUGGUUCGAUUCACUCAGUCGGACUGAAACUGGGUUACAAUGGUCUUGCCUGGUGGGCAUGUGGCAUUGUUUGUGCCGUCGGAGCUCUGGAAAGCUACUGGAUGGAGGAAGGUGAGGGCCGUCUGGUUCGUCCCUCCGAACAAGAAGAACAAAACAGCUGCGAACCUUUGCUGCAUGCUACGGCCGCUGAGCCGACCGAAGACUGUACUGGACGAUCAGACAGCAUACCCUUGAUGGACGAGCUGGACCUCACAAAAGCACUCAAGCAAGACCUUGAUAUCGACUUUAAGCAUUAAUGCCUCACAUAUGCAU